UUGUUCCUCUACGGCCAAGGAGGUGGUAAUUACUUUCUCCUUGGUUCUUUCUCUAUCAUUGCUGAUCAGUUCUAAAGCCUCCAGCAACUGGGAAAGCAUGAAUUUAACUAUCCUCCUCAUCAUGUUUGGAACUGUGAUAGCUCAAAGCAUAUCUGAAGCUAUGUUUCCCAUCCUCUAUGACUGCUGCACAGAAGUAGCUCAUCAUAUUCCCAGAAGGUGGCUAAGAAGAAACGUGUUAAUGUUUGAGAUCCAGAAGGGAGGUGACUUGUGCAAAAUACCAGCUGUGAUCCUUUACACACGGCACAAAAAGCUGUGUGCAAGUCCACAGAAUAGAAACGUGAAGAAGUGGAUGAAGCAGAAGGUCGAGAGUCACGAAAAGAUGGGUCAUCAAACCAGGAAGAAAAACAAAGGCAAAAAGAGAAGAAAAAAUAUGAAGGAGCACUAACAUGUGGAUUGCUGAAGCCAACAUGAAGAUACCACCAUCUGUACUCUCCAGUAAAUUCAGCACAUAUUGCA
Messenger RNA from Varanus komodoensis (Komodo dragon), 516 nucleotides. RefSeq names its product C-C motif chemokine ligand 28 (gene CCL28). Lineage: Eukaryota; Metazoa; Chordata; Lepidosauria; Squamata; Varanidae. The record is from RefSeq and is a predicted model, not a curated record. Gene Ontology annotation, biological process: immune response. Gene Ontology annotation, molecular function: chemokine activity. Gene Ontology annotation, cellular component: extracellular region. Bases 98 to 445 code for a protein of 115 amino acids. The transcript is spliced from 3 exons.